Messenger RNA from Dama dama (fallow deer), 4010 nucleotides. It is a transcript of the gene FBXO47, whose product is annotated as F-box protein 47. NCBI's taxonomy places the organism in Eukaryota, Metazoa, Chordata, Mammalia, Artiodactyla, Cervidae. The coding region runs from base 167 to 1504 and encodes 445 amino acids. The transcript is spliced from 12 exons. The record is from RefSeq and is a predicted model, not a curated record. Gene Ontology annotation, molecular function: protein binding.
CGGACUUUCGCUCUUCCUGGCGGCAAAACGUUGAGGAAAUACUUUCUUUUCUAAAUGUUAAGAAAUCUGAGGAGAUGGGGCAGAACGACUAAGUCCCAUUUUCCUGUGAUCCUUUAGCCGGAAAACUGUCAAAAUCUGUGGAUAAAUUCAUGAGAUAAGGAAGAGGAUGGCGUCUAGAGUAAAUACCAGUUUCACUUUGAUUCCUAACCAGAAAUAUAGACGUAGUAAUCGUCGAUCCAGCUAUUUUUCUAACACCUUUGACUCAGAUUCUCAGCCCUUAUCAACGCUUGGAAAUUUUAAAGCCUUGCCAGUGGAAAUAUUCCAAAUAAUUCUAAAAUAUUUGUCAGUGAAGGAUAUCAGCAUGCUAAGCAUGGUGUCCAAAACAGUCAGCCAGCACAUUAUUAAUUAUAUCUCAACCUCAUCAGGAAGCAAAAGACUUUUACUACAGGAUUUUCAUGACCCUGAGCUGCCUGACAGAGAAGACAUCACUAUAUUGGAUCACUACAAAUCUCUAGGUCUACUAUUUAAAAGAUGUACACUGCUGCUACCCACAAAGGACAGACUAAAGUACAUUCACAAGAUACUUGCAGAUGUUUCCUGUUUUAAAUUCAAUGGAUGUGCAUCUCCUUUGCAAUGUGUAGGAUUACUAUGUUAUGGCAUAUUUUUACAGACCUUAACAGCAGGUUGGGAUGAACUCGAGUGCCAUCGUGUUUAUAAUUUCUUAUGUGAGCUGACUAAUCUGUCCCGCAAGAUGCAGACAGCUGUCUGCAGCAAACCAGGAAGUGCCCGAAAACUGGAGUUAAGGAUCAGACUAUUCUGUAGGAACGUACUGCUUGAUCACUGGAUCCAUCGAAGUGAUUCUGCAUUUUGGUUGACAUGUAUAUUGAAACCGUGGCCAAUGGUGAAUCAGGCAAGAUUACUGUAUAUCAUCUUUGGGCCUAUAUCUCCUCAAGAUGGACAGGUGAUUUGGCAGAAAAUGAUAGAAGAACCUACAGAUGAAUCCUGUCUGAAAGGUUUGGCUGAUGCCAUUAAAUUACUAUAUGACACAGGCACCAAAGAAUGGACAGCAGAUGAUGUUAUCAGUCUUGUAGAUGAACUAUCAGUGGUUCCUCGUGAGUGGCUUCUAGAGAAUAAUGCACGUCUCCUAAUCCUAAGUGGGAACAACAUCUGUUUCACUUUCAUGGCUAGUAAAGCUGUGAAUGGACGCACCAUUGAGCUGGCAAGGCUGAUAGUCUUUUUGGCUUUGGUGUGUGAGAAAGAACUAUAUUGCAUGGAUUGGGCAGUUAAAAUGAUGCAAAGAGUCUGUAAAGUCUUUAGCACUCCAGUGGAAAGAAAUAACUUCCUGCAGAGUGUGGCAAAUGCAUUUGCAUGUGCUAUAAUGGAAAUGCUACAGUCAGUUAUGUCUGAAGAUGGUGAUGACGACGACAGAAGCUUUAUGAAUUUGUUCCAUCUUGUGCAGGCUCAGGCUAGCUUCCAUAAAGAGGACUUGAAACUGGAAGCAUGAAUGGUUCCAGCAAUCCAUGAGAGAGUGAGGUUUAUCUUCACUCAAGUAAAUGGAUUCCAAGAAGCUCCAGGACUAUUUCAGUUUGACUAGUAUCUGCAACCAUCACUCUUACUAUUAAAAUAGAAAAAAUAGUGCCCAUUGAGCUGAAAUAAUGCUGGAGCCCUCCUGGAUCUCCCAUUUUCUUCUCCUUGGGUUUGAUCACUUUACUUCUGCUGAAGAUACACCCUUUCCCACUGGACUUCUCAGAGACUGACUUUCUUUGCCUGAGCCCUUGACGUUUUAAAUCAUCUCUGGAGCUGAUGAAGGAGAGCAAAACUAGAAGAUAUGGAAAUUACCCACAGAAUUGGGAUAGAAAUUGUGGGAAAUUCUCCAGUUCGACAAGAGGGUUAAGAGAUUUAAUAGGGUUGAGAAUGAGUGAAAAUUGUGGAGAAAAUAAGAAUUGUAACAAGAUUUUACUACACUUUAAAAGCAAAAAGACUAACCUUUAUUUUGAGGGGUCAGAAAUUAACUGCCUUUCUUUGAUGGAUUGUCCAGCUAAUUCCAUCAGUAGCAGGAAUUUUUUUCUCCAGAGUCUAGUAUUUGUAUAUUUAUGCACAAAGUUAUUUCUUUUAUCCUGAUUUCAUUUUCUUCUCUUCAAUUUAAGGAUUCACCCACAACUAAAUUAUAAGGAUUAAAAGUUGUCAGAUACCAGAAUACAAAAAUAACACUUUAAUUAGCUUUUUCCCCCGUUCUCUCACUCUUUUUUCCAUACGUGCUUUGGAAAGCCUAAUCCAUUUCUUAAUCAAAACACUGGUGAUUCCAAAUUGAGAAUAUUAGAUUAUAUGGGGGGGAAAAAGAAAAAAUAUUUUAAGUGGAAAUUUUCAUAUUAAAAAUAUAUUUUAAAAUUUUUCAUAUAAGUAGUGAAUAUUUUAAAUAUUUUCCUAGAUGGAUGUUAAGUUCAUUGCCUUAGAAAAAGAAAUUUAACAUUGUGAAAUUGCUUUGAUUUCUUGAAUUAUCUAAGUCUCUACACCAGUUAUUUUCAGCAUGUUUACAAAAGAAUAAUGGUUUAAUUUAAAACAUUUUUUUAAUCUGGACUGUGAAUUGCGUUAUACACUUCAUCUGACAUGAUUGCUGUAGCAAAUUUUUUUUAGCUCACAUUAUUUUGUUAUUCUUAAUAAUUGUGAGAUUAUUAUCUCAUCUUCCCCAGAAAUUUGGAACAUAAGAAAAUCUGAUUCAUUCUUUGGGUACAGUAAAUAAAUGAUAUCAUCUUGUUACCAAUAAAAAGUAAACUGAUAGAUUCUUCAUUUGAUUAUUAAUAGAUAAAGAUAAUCUUUGAGACCAAAAUUACAGUUUCCUCAACUUGGCAAUUUUCUUUUGCUGAAUAUAUUUGUCAUCAGGAAUGAAAUGUGAUAUCAAAUUUUAAAGUGGGAAAUUAACUUUUAAAAGUAUAUAUUAUUAUUGAUAGUAUUGAUGUUUAAGUGAUGGUAGAGGCAGUCAUAUCACCACAAAAAGGGAGCAUUCGCAAAUGAAUAGUCUAAAAACAGUUGGCGACUGUCCACUUCUAACCCACUCUAGAAUAGUCAUGAUAAAAUAAUGAUGUAAAUUGUCAACAGGUCAGAUAAUUUAUCCUGUACCUCUUUCUAAACUAGGAGAUUAACCUGGGUUUCUAGCUUUUUUCCUCUUUUGCUAAUGAUUUCCCCAGUCUCUUUUGAGCUUGAUUUAUAGGAUGGUUUUUAUUUCCACUAGAAGACAAACUCAACAACACAUCAUCAUAUUUAUCUUUACUGUUGUUUCUAAACACACACAUCACACCACAAUAGCACUAAUAAUCUAAUGACACUCAUUUUCUUAGAAACUAAAGUUUAUAUCUUGUGAGAAAUACUCUGCGCCUUAUGAAACUAUAGAACUUCUAUCAUUAAUGCUUUUUUAGAUAAUUCCUUCUCAUGCUGUGCUGACCCCUCAACUUUAUCAUCUUCACAGUGUAGUACAUACUGUACUUGGGAAGCCAUUCAGGAAGCUCAAGCAAUUGUUUUAUCAGGUAGCUCUCCAUAACAUGAACAAUUGGCACCUGAUUUCACACUUUAUCCAUCCCUUCAUGGCUUAGUUGGUGCUUCCAGUUCUUCUAUUAAUAACAAAAUAUUUUAUUGCCAGGAUAAUUAUUCAGCUUUGGAGAUUAGAGCAAGCAUGAGGUGCCCAGUAAAAGGUGUAACUGGAAAAAACCACAUUAUGUCAAUAAAAAGCAAACAUGAGCCCCUUUGUGUGAUGAUUACUCAAGAGUUAAUAGCUUAAGUGAAUAAUACUCAAUUAUAUGAUUACAGAUUUGCAUGUCAAUAUUGUAAAGGAUAAAAACACAAUGCUCCCACAAAAACUUCUUUCGUUGUUGGAUACCAUACUAGCAAUAUGACUCCUUUACCAAUUCUACUAGCAGGUAGCUCUGAAACCUGUAAGAAAUCAGGUGAUGGACAUAUGCUCCUUAGCUUAUUGAGACAUCACUAACAUAGGAAAGAUGACCCAAAAGACAGCUGUA